Oryzias melastigma (Indian medaka) is the source of this 4844-nucleotide messenger RNA. It is a transcript of the gene mamdc4, whose product is annotated as MAM domain containing 4. Gene Ontology annotation, molecular function: protein binding. The coding region runs from base 85 to 3675 and encodes 1196 amino acids. The record is from RefSeq and is a predicted model, not a curated record. The transcript is spliced from 29 exons. Gene Ontology annotation, cellular component: membrane. NCBI's taxonomy places the organism in Eukaryota, Metazoa, Chordata, Actinopteri, Beloniformes, Adrianichthyidae.
GGCACUUUCAAAGUCCGCGUGUUAUCUGUGACUAGGAGGGGUCGGAGUCUGAACUCUUACCUUCAGACUGGAAGAAGCUGAAGGAUGGUGCGUUCGGGAACCCUCGCUCUUCUGCUGCUGCUGAGUUUUCAGUUGGCAGCCGCAGGUUCUCCGGCUGCUCGCUGUCAGACUGCAGAGGUCAAAUGUGACUUUGUGUGCGACUGCUCCGACUGCAGCGAUGAGGAAGACUGUGGCCACGCCGGGAAGGACUUUCAGUGUGACUUCGAGGAUUCUGGUAUGUGUGGAUGGACCGUCCAGUCCGGUGAAGGUUACACCUGGGAGAGGCUCCAGGGGGGGCCGUCUGACAGCGGGCCUUUGUCUGACUUCACCACAGGCACAGCCACAGGCUGGUUCAUGGGGGUGAGCGCCGUCACGGCUCCAUCACCACUUAAGACAGUUCUCAUCUCCCCGGAGAUAAAGCAGUCUUCACCGACAUGUCGUCUCCGUCUCAGAUACUUCCUCUGGGAUUCAGGUCAGACGGGGCUGGGCUCUGCGCCCCUGUGGGGGUCCAUCCUCCACCAGGACUCUCAGGAGGCGGUGGUGUGGCGUCCUGAGGCCUCCAGCGUCCGGGCCUGGAGGGAAGACACCAUCUUCCUGGGGCGCAUUGCUCCAAGCUUUCAGAUCAGACUUCACUCUGAGCGCUCAGAGGGGCGAGGGGGGGACGUGGCCUUAGACCAGCUGGAGUUCCUGGACUGCGCUUUGCCCCGUCCUGGUCCUGAGGAGGAGUGUCCUGCAGGGAUGGUGAGGUGUUCGAACGCCGCCUGUGUGGAGCAGCGGCAUGUCUGUGAUGGCAGCGAUGACUGUGGGGACGGCACUGAUGAAGAGAGCUGUGGUGAUUUCCGCCGCUGUGACUUUGAGGAAGGUCUGUGCGACUGGGACCUGAGGUCAUUAUCUAAACUAAAGUGGAUCAGAACCAACCAAAAGGAGAUCUCCACCACCGAUCCUCUGAAAGGGCCCGGCAGAGAUCAGUCCAAAAACUCGGUGUCAGGUUACUUCCUGUAUGUGACCGUCCCGGAUGGCGGUCUGUCCCAAGACUGGGCUGCCUUCCAGAGUCCACCUCUGCAACCAACCAACAGCUCACAUCCUUGUAAGAUGGUGAUGUACACUCACAUGUUUGGGCCGAGGUCCGGAGGCUUGACGGUGAUGGUGACUGAGCGCUCCAUCAUCCCCGUGUGGAAGAGGGCUGGAGCUCUCGGGGAUCUGUGGGUGAAGGCUGAGGUGGAGAUUGUGAGCAACGCAACUUUCCAAAUCCUGAUAAUGGCAGCAAUUCGGGACUUUGAAUAUGGAGGAAUCGCUGUUGACAGCAUCACGUUGUCUCCUGAAUGCCGCUUGUCUUCAGAAAACAACUCCCUGGAAGCUUUCCCUGAGUCCCCCAAGCACCCGUGCACCGAGCCGGAGAAGAUUUGUGAUUUUCACACAGACUGUGCAGAAGCCGAGGACGAGGCCAAAUGUGGGGACUUCAUAUACGCUGAAGGCAGCUCAGGCUGGACUGACACCAGCAUUGGAAGUCAGUGUUGGGAGCUGCAUGAAAACUCCACUUCUAACGAGGAGUACCUGGGCAUAACCGAGGCUUCUGGCCAGCAGCGUACGGAGGCGCAGAUGCGGACGCCCCUCCUCGGCCCCUCUGGUCCCGUCUGCAAAAUGAGCUUUAAUUUUUCCCUCACUGGCAGCUCCGAUCACAUAGGCGAGCUGUCACUCAGAGUGAUUGACAGCCUGCUGGGUGUUAGACCUAAAAUGUGGGAGUUUGGCGGGAAGACUGGACCUGAGGAAGAAGCCUGGCAGCACGCCGAUGUUCUCAUCGGAGUGAGGAAGGAUCGCUUCCAGAUGGUCUUUGAAGCUCGUGCGGCGGAGCUGCACUCUCACGGACAGAUCCGAGUGAAGGACGUUCACUUCAUAGACUGCUACGCUGACUACUUCCCACAGCCUGACACAGGACUUUCCUGUAACUUUGACUCUGACUUGUGUGGGUGGUACCAGGACAACAGCGAUAACUUUGACUGGAGCGCGCUCAGUGAGGACGAUCACACCACCGGGAACGGCCGCAGCCUUGCUGUGGACAUGUGGAGUCCUCUUCUGCGCGGAGCCAUCGGGCGUUUGGUUUCAUUUCCACAGCUUCCUGGAGCCACAUAUUCCUGCCUGUCCUUCUUCUAUAAACUCUACGGGCCCAACACAGGAGCUUUGACUGUGAAGGUGACAGAUAUGAGCGGGUAUGAAUCCGUCCUGUGGACCCGGAGUGGAGCGCAUGGGAACGUGUGGCAUGAAGCCCACUGCCCUGUCCCCCACCAGCUCACAAACUUUCAGCUGGUGUUUGAGGCGGUGCGCUCUGGCUUUGACGGGCGGGUGGCCAUUGACGACGUGGCGUUGGUGAGCGGUCCGUGCAACAUUCCCAGGAUGUGUUCCUUUGAAGCAGAUCGCUGCGGCUACAGCAGCUCCAGUGAGGUGACCUGGGUCCGCCGGAGCGGUCAGAGCAGCAGCCCCGGGACCGGACCUGAAACCGACCACACUCUGCAGACCGAUCAGGGCUUCUACAUGAUGGUGAACACAGAUUCCAGUGUACUUCCUCGUGGCAAGGCUGCGGUGCUCACCUCCCUUGUUCGUGCAAAAACCACAAAGACAGAGUGUCUUAGUUUCUGGUAUCAUAUGGGGGGAGAGAAUCCAGGUUCUCUCACCGUGUACAUGAAGCCGGCAAAGGGAGAGAGGCAGAAGAUCUUCUCUUCAAGUCUGAAUCAAGGACACGUCUGGCGCCACGGCAGAGGGAACAUCUUCAGCGACCUGGUGGAGUGGCAGCUGGAGUUUGAGGUGAAGGGAGCCGGAGGCAGAGACACUCAUGUCGCCAUUGAUGACGUCCACAUCUCCAUUCACCCCUGUGAAGAUCAAGACGAGGUGUGCAGCAUGGAGAGAGGGACGUGCAUCUGGAGCAACACCCAGAACAUCCAGCAGGAUAAGCUGGACUGGGAGCUGACCAAUCAGGAGACAGAGAGGCACUUCCCCGUCCCGGCGGAGGAUCACACUCUGGGCACGGAGAAAGGUCACUUCCUCUUCCUUCCAAGCAGCAACAGGACGGCAGCCAAUCAGAAUGCCUGGCUGCUGAGCCCCCACCUGCCCCCCACCACAGGCACUUGUUUGAGAUUCUGGGCCUACAAACCGCAGUCAUCGGACUGCCAGCUGAAGGUCUGGGCUCUGACUGGGCGUGGCCUCAAUCAGCUACUGGCGCCGAGCGACCUGGGCGGCCCGUGGAAACGCUUUGAUGCCAACAUCACAUCGACUGAGGAGUACCAGAUUGUCUUUGAGGGAGUGAAAGGCUCAGCGGGCCUGCUGGCUCUGGAUGACAUCCAUUUGACUGUGGGGGUCAAAUGUGGUGAAAAACAGGAUUCAUCUGCAGGCUCAGACAAUGCAGGAGGGAUCGCAGCCGCUGUGAUCGUGGUGCUGGUGCUCAUAGGCACACUGGUCGCUCUGAUGGUUUACUACAUGAGAACCAGGAGAAUGUCCAAUGCUCUAAUUUCGGGGUCUGGAACGGAUGCUGGCUUCGACAACGCCGUGUAUGAAGAGGCUGAACCGGACCGUGUGACUAUCCCUCCUGCACAAAACCAUCCAAUGGCAGCCGGCUUCAACCACAUUGUGGUGGAGGAGCCGUAAGAGGCACAGCGGGCGGAGGAGGACGGUUCUGCCACCCACAGGUGGCUCUGCGACGGGAAGGUGACAUCACAGCAGAAGAACUGCUUGUGUCACCAUGAUGCAACACUCACAAACAUUAAGACAGAAACACAAGCCCUACAGAUGACUGAUGGAGAGGACAGACCUGUGGAUGGAGGGAUGUCGCAGCAAGAACAGUCGAUGGAAUUGGUCGACAGGAAAGAGUCUUGUGAGCAGGUUUGAAGGAAGAGUUGGUUUGAGGCUGAAUAACUAAAUAAUCCAGAUUAUCACUCAUUGUCCUGAAGGAAGACAGAGGAGGUGGAAUUGGUUUAUGAAUGAGGGGUUCAGGAAUAGAAGCAGUAGAGGUUGAUUUGAGUUUAGACAUUUGAGAUUUACUUAUAAGUGAUAAAGACGCUCACUAACGGCGGAUUCACACCACACGCAGAAGCGCCGCGGAAUCCGCUUCACCUCGAGUUCACACUAGACUCGUAUUUUUUCGCUUCUGCUCACCUGUUGUUAUUUACAUCUUCUACCAUGAAUCUUGACUUGUCACCAGCUGCUCUCUGUCUCUAUCGUUGAUUGUGUUCUUAGAGACCCAAAACCACACCCCCUGCCCCGCUCUAGUUGGCCCAUUUCUCCAGUUCGUAAAAAAAUCUCCAACAUCUCAAGAUGUUUGUAUGAAACUUUUGCUUCCAAAGGAAUUUCCCAGGAGAACGCAGUAGAAGAGCACACCAGUCUGUCCACUACACACACACACUCACAGCGAGCCUGCAUGGAGAAAUGGCAUCAGCUGACUCAGAAGCAGCUUGAAAAUAUCCUGAUAAUCAAAGAGGAUAAUUAUUACCCAAGUGAAACUGGAAAAUUCUGGAUGGAGAAGCCCUCUCACACUUGAGAUGAUGACACCGAUGAAGGAGGAAGAACAUGCUUUUUUAAGGCACAGAGAGACGGAAUGACAGUCCUCAUGAAAGUUUGCAUUCUAUUGUUCUGGAUUUUUAAAAAAAGUUUAAUAAAUGUUCUUUAAUAAAUGUUUACAAAGCAUGAUCAGAAGUGUUUUUGAUGAGUAUGUGUCGGUAACGGACAUUUUUCGCCCACGGAGGUGAGAUGGAGACUGGGAGUUCUCUGUAUUUGCGUAUUCGCUGAGGUCUCUGGUCCCUAAACCCUGCGAAUACGGG